GGAAAGCAGCCCACAGAGUCGCGCGGCCCGGAAACAACACAACGAGGCCCCAUCUUUUAGAUUCGAGUUUAGGCCCCGGGGUGGAGGGUCCGGACCGGGCCCCUUACAGCGGCAGUGCGCAGGCACGAGCCCCGGCAACCCGGCGCGCAAGGAGCUCACAGCCCAGCCUCGCCCCAGCGCCCGCGACCAAUGGGAGGCGGCCGGGCCAGGAGCGGGGCCAAUGGCAGUGGCUGGCGGAGACGCGGCCCUUUAAGAAGCCGCGGGCGCCCUGGGGGGCAGAGCACCGGACAACAGCAGCGGCAGCAACGAGGCCGACGCCACCAUGGCCCUGCAGGCUGAUUUUGACAGGGCUGCAGAAGAUGUGAGGAAGCUGAAAGCAAGACCAGAUGAUGGAGAACUGAAAGAACUCUACGGGCUUUACAAACAAGCGAUAAUUGGAGACAUUAAUAUUGAGUGUCCAGGAAUGCUAGAUUUAAAAGGCAAAGCCAAAUGGGAGGCAUGGAACCUCAAAAAAGGGUUGUCGACGGAAGAUGCGAUGAGUGCCUAUAUUUCUAAAGCAAAGGAGCUGAUAGAAAAAUAUGGAAUUUAGAAUACAGCAUAUGAGGAAUAUUUGCUUUUGAAGCCUUCCUAAUGCUAUCACGACCUAACAUUUAGAGGGAGAGGCACACUGUUAACUUGAUGUAUCAUGUAGAUUUUUGCUAUUAGCAUGAACUGUAAUACUUAGGAGUAUACUGAAACUACAUAGUUUGCUCAAUUGUACUUGCUUAAACCAGGUGUCUUUAAAGUUCUUUUUAAGAAAAUGUGGCACAUAUACACCAUGGAAUACUAUGCAGCCAUGAAAAAGGAUGAGUUCAUGUCCUUUGCGGAGACAUGGAUGAAGCUGGAAACCAUCAU
Molecule: messenger RNA, 894 nt
Organism: Piliocolobus tephrosceles (Ugandan red Colobus)
Lineage: Eukaryota; Metazoa; Chordata; Mammalia; Primates; Cercopithecidae
Gene: ACBD7
Product: acyl-CoA binding domain containing 7
Exons: 5
Coding region: 323-589 (88 amino acids)
Biological process (GO): fatty acid metabolic process
Molecular function (GO): fatty-acyl-CoA binding
Source: RefSeq, a predicted model, not a curated record